Molecule: messenger RNA, 1610 nt
Organism: Phragmites australis (common reed)
Lineage: Eukaryota; Viridiplantae; Streptophyta; Magnoliopsida; Poales; Poaceae
Product: probable inactive purple acid phosphatase 28
Exons: 5
Coding region: 93-1277 (394 amino acids)
Cellular component (GO): cytoplasm
Molecular function (GO): hydrolase activity, acting on ester bonds
Source: RefSeq, a predicted model, not a curated record
ACUGUAGUUUUUUUUAUAGUCGCAAUGGAGGAUUGGUCUGACUCUUCAGAAGCCGAUGCGCUGCGGACUGGCUGUGGCGGGCAGUGAGAUCGAUGGCCUCCUCCCCCCUGACAGCUUUCGUCUCCCUCCUGCUCCCCUGCCUCCUCUCGUUGCUCCUCCUCCGCCUCGCCACCGUGCUGGACCCGGAUCCCGACGCCGCCGUCCCCCGCGUCAAGGCGGCCCCGCCCCUCCCCCUCCGAUUCCGCCAUGACGGUGCCUUCAAAAUCAUCCAGGUGGCGGACAUGCACUUCGGGAACGGCGCCGCCACGCGCUGCCGGGACGUGGGCCCGGACGGCGGCGGGGCACGCUGCUCCGACCUCAACACCACGCGGUUCCUGCGCCGUGUCAUCGAGGCGGAGAGGCCCGAUCUCAUAGCCUUCACCGGGGACAACAUAUUUGGGUCCAGUGCAACAGAUGCCGCAGAAUCGCUACUCAAAGCAAUCAGUCCUGCUAUGGAGUACAAGGUACCAUGGGCUGCCAUUUUAGGUAAUCAUGACCAAGAAUCCACAAUGACCCGAGAGGAGCUGAUGACGUUCAUGUCUCUCAUGGAUUACUCGGUAUCUCAAGUAAACCCACCUGGUUUUUUGGUACAUGGGUUUGGCAAUUAUCAUAUUGGCAUCCAUGGGCCAUUUGGAUCCGAGUUGGUCAAUACUAGUCUUCUUAACCUUUACUUCCUGGAUAGUGGGGAUCGUGAAGUGGUGAAUGGAGUUAAAACAUAUGGAUGGAUCAAAGAAUCUCAACUCGACUGGCUUCAUGCUACUUCACUGGAGCUUCAGAAAAAAAUACAUGCUCCUGCAUUAGCGUUCUUCCACAUCCCAAUUCCAGAAGUACGAGAAUUGUGGUAUUCAGGCUUCAAGGGUCAGUAUCAGGAGGGAGUGGCUUGCUCAUCUGUAAAUUCAGGUGUUCUUGGCACCCUUGGCUCAAUGGGAGAUGUGAAAGCUGUCUUUCUAGGUCAUGAUCACCUUAAUGAUUUCUGUGGAAACCUUAACAGGAUAUGGUUCUGUUAUGGUGGUGGCUUUGGUUAUCAUGCCUAUGGAAGACCCCAUUGGCCAAGGAGGGCUCGGGUAAUUUAUAGUGAACUCAAGAAAGGGCAGAGAUCGUGGAUGGAAGUCAAGUCGAUCCAGACCUGGAAGCUGCUAGAUGAUGAAAAGCUUUCCAAGAUUGAUGAGCAGGUUCUCUGGCGACGCAGUACAGAUGAUUCCCACCACAACGUCUUCUUGUCAAGAUCAGUUGUCUGAGAACACUUCCUGCUCAAACUUGUCCACAACUCUCUACCCGUGGAGGAAUCUGAAGAGACGGGCACUGUUUUGAAUUUCAAUCCUCGUUUUGCUUUCUCUCUCCACUCUUUGUCACUGUUGGUCGUUAAUUACCAUGAGGCGCUUUGCUUGCAGUAGUUAAUCAGUGGAAGGACAAUCCAUCUUAACUGCUAGCUCUUGCUGUUUGUAACGUCUAAAAAUCAUCCAUCCGUCCAAAUAUACUAAUUGAACACGUGCAAGCAUUGCUGCUAGUAUUCAUCGGUUCAUUCAUUCUGUAUGCUGAUGCUCGCUUGAACAACUAGUCUUGUGUGUCCA